Messenger RNA from Drosophila rhopaloa, 647 nucleotides. RefSeq lists its product as uncharacterized. Lineage: Eukaryota; Metazoa; Arthropoda; Insecta; Diptera; Drosophilidae. The coding region runs from base 1 to 576 and encodes 191 amino acids. The transcript has a single exon. The record is from RefSeq and is a predicted model, not a curated record.
AUGUUGUGGCCCAAGUUAGUUUGCUUUGCAUUGGUCAGUCUGGCCUUUGGCCAACUUUACCAGGUAGCCAGCGAGGAUACCAUCUCCGUUUGUCCCACCAACUUCACCCGAGUGGCGGACAAGUGCCUCCUGGUGGACGGGAGCUGGAAGAACUUUUACGAAUCGGAUCGCCACUGCCGAUCCAUCAACGCCGGUCUCCUGAGCAUCAAGAACCAGACGGAACUGAAUGCCAUCAACCAAUGGCUCCCAGUGGUUGCCCAAUAUCAACUAGAGUUCUGGACAGCCGGCAAUAAGUUGGGCCAAGUUAGGGACGACUACUACUGGCAGAGCACCGGGGAGCAGGCCUUCUAUCUGCCCUGGAACACGGGACAGCCCACUCCCGCCAGCGGGGAUUGCCUCACCCUGUUGGCCAACUAUAACCUGACCUCUGAGGCAUUCGUUAUGGAUCCCCAUCGCCUGACCGUGAAGAACUGCACCCAGUGGGCACCCCACAUCUGCCAGACCCCGUUGCAAGUGUUCAAGACCCAGCUGUGCCUCAAUACCAGUGCUUUCUUCGAGGCCAAGAUUCCCGUUUAAGUCUUUUAAAAGAAAAGGGAGAUAUUGACAAUAUUAAGUACAUUUCAUUAAAUAGUGCUGCUCAAAUUAAA